UUAAAAAUGGCGACCAGUUUUAAAAAGAAAAGUGGUCGCGGACGCGCUGUUUAUCCCCCAGGAACAAGGCCAUCUCUCCAUAAUAAUCAACUUUUAGUAUCUUCUGGAGUUCCAUCUAUGGACAACGUUAUAGGAGGUGGAAUAGCUGUAGGCACCGUUUUUAUGGUUGAAGAAGACACUUAUGGUUCUUAUGCACGACAACUUUCAAAGUAUUUUCUGGCUGAAGGAGUGAUAUCAGGUCACUCAAUCUUCUUGGCAUCUGCUGAACCAGAACCCAAUAAUAUUUUGAUGGAUCUACCACAGCAAGUUGACAAUAAAGAAAGCAAAUCAUCUGCUCAUAGUGCACAUGAACCAGGGGAAGGUUCUUCACCAAAUCAGUCCAUGAAGAUUGCUUGGAGAUAUCAGAAUCAACCAAAGUUUGAGUCAUCCCCAUCAUCUGGUACAUUUGGACACUACUAUGAUUUGACCAGAGUUAUGGACAAAACCAAGCUAAGCUCUGUUCCUAUUCAAACCUUCAUUGUGACCAGUGAGAUUGCAAAGUGUCUCAAUUGCACAGAGGAGAGAAAAACUGGUGAGAGUAAUGUGUACAGAACGCUUAUCGCUAGAAUAAAUUCUGCAAUCAAGGAAGGAGGAUUCACAACCGCUGACAAAGGGCUUGAGAACAGAACAAUUCUCAGAAUAGUUCUUCACGGUCUUGGCUCUCCACUCUGGGGAGAGGAGGAACACACUGGCAAUGAAAUAAACCCCACUCUGACAAGGUUUCUCUUCCAGUUACGGGCUACACUCCGUUCUUCUUUUGCAGUCUGCUUUGUUACGGUCCCCACCCAUCUGUUUCAGCAGGACCCAGCCCUCACUCGGCGUGUAGAGAGAUUCUGUGACACGGUAGUCAAACUGGAAUCAUUCACCGGCUCUGAGAAUGAAACGAACCCAGUUUACAAAGACUAUCAUGGUCUCUUUCACAUUGUUCGCUUGCCUCGUUUGAACUCCUUGGUGUGUCAUAUGCCAGAUUCUUUCGACCUCGCUUUCAAAUUGAGGCGAAAGAAGAUGACUAUUGAGAAGCUUCACCUUCCUCCAGAACUUUCAGAAACAGCGAAUAGGACGCAGGAAGAUUCAGUCCGAGGGAAGCCUGGAUCCCUCUCGUGCCAGUCCAUGGUCACCAAGAACCGUCUGGAUUUUUGACCCGCGCGGUAGCUGAGGACAUGCGCACCAUCGGCGGAGAAUGACACCAGCCAAGGGAACAGUCAAGGUAGCAGUCAGUGGUUGUUUUGGAGUAUAUACUGUGGAUUGCUCACGUUUGAAGUAAAUACGGCGAGUGUCAUCUUUAUUGUACAUCUACUGUGCAUUAAAGAAAAAAAGGAAAUAGUCAAGGACUUUCAGGUUGUCUCUUAAAAUAUUCCGACUCGGGUGUAAAAGGCGCCUCGUACUGAAACGAAGCAUACAUCGCUCAAAUAUUCAACGUCUUGAUUACGAGAUGACUCUGUGAGGCAUUCAAUUCCUGCACCAUUUAUUGAAAUAUAAAAGAGUAGCGAUUUAUGGCGCGCAAGAGAUAUUUGAGUCUUUUUCGUGAUGUUGGUCUGUGCCUCCUUUUCAAGGCUUCAAAAGAAGUCACAGCUGUCGAGAGGCGCUCGAAGCCUGCAAUGUACUUUGCAUUUGUUUUGGUAAUUUUUGGCAAAUGGCAUGCUAAAAUGGAAUCGUUUAAUGACCAAUGAACUCCACUCUUCCUCGUUUGAAGGGUAAAUAAUUUCUAGUGACCUUGGUACAUCAUCAGCCAAGUUCGCCUACUGCCAGAUUUUAAGUGCUUUUAAUUUUGUAAAACCAUUACAACUUUUAUUAUUGUUGUGUUUCAGCCCGAUGACUAACCACUUCCUUUUUUACUGUGUAAAAAUUGUGUUUGAAAAGCCAUCAGCCGCUAAGUGCUGCCAUUUUGUUAAAUUGCGAAUACUGAAUAAUUCUCGAUAGAAUGUGUUCGUUUUCCGCUCGAAGGCUUCGCUUUUAUUAGUUGUGAAUUGGGAACACGAAAAGGCGUGCCUUUGACUCGAAAAGCCCGUCUUAAUGGCAAUUUAACGUAAGUAUCAGCAAGCUAAAAACUGAAAAAACGUAAGAGGUUGCUCACCUUGUUCCUUUGCGGCAGCCAUUGUGGGUGGUAUCGUCGGAACUUUCAGCGAAAUUUCUAUUCUUUUAGACACAUUGUCGUGCUCCUUUAUGAAAGAGGUCAAGGUUUAUUAUGAUAAACAGAAAAGCAAUAAAAAGUCGUUUCUUUU
This is a messenger RNA of Stylophora pistillata, 2261 nucleotides long. Its product is annotated as elongator complex protein 4. The record is from RefSeq and is a predicted model, not a curated record. Gene Ontology annotation, cellular component: transcription elongation factor complex; cytoplasm; elongator holoenzyme complex. NCBI's taxonomy places the organism in Eukaryota, Metazoa, Cnidaria, Anthozoa, Scleractinia, Pocilloporidae. Gene Ontology annotation, biological process: tRNA wobble uridine modification.